AUGUCAUCAAAUCUAGCACGUGGGGUACGUCAUGUCGUAACAAUGAACGAGAGUCGAGAUAAAUGAAAAUUGGCUGGUCUUGCAAUCUGAAUGCAUGAUGGCCACCGCCAGUUCUCAAAGUCGACCUGCGUUACAAUUUUCCAAACUAAACUCUCAAAAGCUUCACGCAGCUUUGAGGUACUACUCUCAGGAUAUCACAAACCGUGAGGAUGAAGAACGGAACGAUGUUGUUAGACCGAAAAGAGCCUCCACAAAAACCAAGAAAGCUAAAUCCAUGGCGCGACUCAUCAACUCCAAACCCUGGUCAACUGAGCUCGAGUCUUCACUUUCAUCUCUCUCUCCUUCAAUAUCAAAAACUACCGUCUUUGAAGUUCUUCGCCUCAUUAAAACCCCAUCAAAAGCCCUUCAAUUCUUCAAUUGGGCCCCAGAAUUAGGGUUCACUCACAACGACCAAUCGUAUUUUUUAAUGCUAGAAAUCUUGGGUCGCGCUAGGAAUCUCAAUGUAGCCCGUAAUUUCCUUUUCUCCAUUAAAAGAAGGUCGAAUGGGACUGUUAAGCUUGAAGAUAGGUUCUUUAAUAGCUUAAUUAGGAGUUAUGGUAAAGCCGGGCUGUUUCAAGAAUCUGUACAGGUUUUUAAUUCGAUGAAGUCAGUUGGGGUUUCCCCAUCUGUGGUUACAUUUAAUAGUCUUUUGCUGAUUUUACUUAAACGUGGACGUACAAAUAUGGCUCAGAGUGUGUUUGAUGAAAUGCUUAGCACAUAUGGCGUUACACCUGAUACCUAUACUUUUAAUAUAUUGAUUAGAGGGUUUUGUAAGAAUUCUAUGGUCGAUGAAGGGUUUAGGUUUUUUAAAGAAAUGUCUCGUUUUAAAUGUGAUCCUGAUCUUGUAACUUAUAAUACUCUCGUUGACGGGUUGUGUAGGGCAGGGAAGGUUAAUAUAGCUCAUAAUGUGGUUAAUGGGAUGGUUAAGAAAAGCACCAAUUUGAAUCCUGAUGUUGUUACUUAUACUACUUUGGUUAGAGGGUAUUGUAUGAAGCAUGAGAUUGAUGAGGCUUUGGUUGUUUUUGAAGAAAUGGUAAGUAAAGGAUUAAAACCAAAUGAAAUUACUUACAACACACUUAUUAAGGGUCUUUGUGAGGUGCAGAAGAUUGAUAAGAUCAAACAAAUUUUUGAGGGAGCUUUAGGGGGUGGUGGAUUUAUUCCAGAUACAUGCACUCUUAACACAUUGAUGAAUGCACAUUGUAAUGCGGGGAAUUUGAAUGAUGCUCUUGAGGUUUUCGAGAAGAUGAUGGUGUUGAAUGUUCGCCCCGAUUCUGCUACUUAUAGUGUUUUGAUUAGGAAUUUGUGUCAAAGAGGGAACUUUGAGAGAGCAGAGCAGUUGUUUGAUGAACUAUCGGAGAAGGAAAUUUUGUUAAGAGAUGAUGGGUGUACGCCUCUAGUUGCAGCAUACAAAUCCAUGUUUGAGUUCUUGUGUAGAAAUGGGAAGACUGCAAAGGCAGAAAGAGUGUUUAGACAGCUAAUGAAAAGGGGAACACAAGAUCCUCUUUCUUUCAAGAUUCUGAUAAAGGGGCACUGCAGGGAAGGUACAUUUGAAGCGGGGUAUGAGCUCUUGGUCUUGAUGUUGAGAAGGGAUUUUGUGCCAGAUCUUGAAACCUAUCAGUCAUUGAUCGAUGGUCUCUUGCAGAAGGGUGAACCUCUUGUUGCCUACCAGACUCUUGAGAAGAUGAUAAAGAGCUCCCAUGUCCCUGAAACUUCUACUUUCCAUUCAAUACUUGCAAGACUUCUGGCAAAAGGUUGUGCCCAUGAAUCAGCAAGGUUUAUAAUGUUGAUGUUGGAGGGAAAAAUCAGACAAAACAUAAAUCUAUCGACACAUACUGUGAGAUUACUCUUCGGCAGUGGACUGCGUGAUAAGGCAUUUAAGAUUGUUGGUUUACUUUAUGCUAAUGGGUAUGUGGUUGACAUGGAAGAGUUGAUUGGUUUCCUUUCCCAUAAUAGAAAGUUUCUACUGGCACACAAAUUGUUACUAUUUUGUUUGGAGAAACAUCAGAAUGUCGAUAUUGAUAUGUGCGACACAGUAAUUGAAGGUCUUUGUAAAAUGAAAAGACAUUCAGAAGCAUUUGGGUUGUACUAUGAAUUGGUGGAGAAAGGCAAUAACCAACCACUGAGAUGCCUUGAGAAUCUGAGAGUUGCCUUAGAAGCUAGGGGAAGAUUAGAAGAAGUAAAGUUUCUAUCCAAGAGGAUGCCAAAUAAGCGUCAGCCAGACAAAUAUCUGGAAGUCAGCCCCAUAGCUCAGAGGCCUCAGCAAUCUUAUUAAGUUCAGGAAUACUCGGAUGCAAUGUUUCCUCACUAGAAGACUCAUGACCAGGUUCCUGAUAGGCCAUCGAACAGAACUGUUGCUCAAGAUUUUAAAUUGACCAUGCAAAAUUACAUUUCCAGAAAUGGAACUAUUGAAGUGAUAUGUUGAGUGGAAGCUCUAGCAUGGGUGCACUGCUAGUCAGACGGUGGAACUGGAGGCCUUUUAACUGGACCUGUUUGCCUGGUUAUGCAAGCAUUGUGAUCUUGCAUCUGAUGUUCUGCAGGUAACAGGAUCAAGCAUGGCGAAAGUAAUAAAUGUUUUGGAAGCAUGGCACUGUCAUUGUGGUAUUGCAAAGCGCUGAAAGAAUCUUCUUAUCUAGGCCUGCAUGGCAGUUAUUUCUUUCUAGUCCCCAGCCUUCAUCUGUUCAUGUAACAUUAUGCAUCAAUACCGUUAUGUUUUUUACUUUUGUAAUUUUGUACUUGUGUAAAUUAUAUUUUCGAAUGAGUUAAAUUCCACAUCGGACACGCA
This is a messenger RNA of Ricinus communis (castor bean), 2821 nucleotides long. Its product is annotated as pentatricopeptide repeat-containing protein At1g02060, chloroplastic. Bases 95 to 2311 code for a protein of 738 amino acids. The transcript is spliced from 2 exons. Lineage: Eukaryota; Viridiplantae; Streptophyta; Magnoliopsida; Malpighiales; Euphorbiaceae. The record is from RefSeq and is a predicted model, not a curated record. Gene Ontology annotation, molecular function: protein binding.